Messenger RNA from Danaus chrysippus (African queen), 1110 nucleotides. NCBI's taxonomy places the organism in Eukaryota, Metazoa, Arthropoda, Insecta, Lepidoptera, Nymphalidae. The record is from the annotation of a GenBank genome assembly.
AUGACUAAUGAGUUACAUUCUUUACAAAUAGACGAGGGUAGUGAUGAAAAUGUUAUGUUAGAGGAGAUUAAUGAGUUUAAUAACAACAAUAACAGUUCAUUAUUGUUUGAGAGGAUGGAAAAUAAUCGUGCAGAGAAGAGAGGUCGAGUUAUUGAUGAUGAAGAAGUUUGGACAGAAGUAGGAAGAAAGGGAAAAGUAAUAGCACUCGGUACCUCCCCUAAUGGAAUUACUAGAAUACCUGAGGAACAAGUUGAAGUUAGUAUGACAUGUAAAAGUGAGAAGUUACCGAAGCAAAUAGCGUUAGCCCGCAUCCUCAAGCAUGAAAAUAUAUUGGAUAUUAUUAGAAUAAAAUAUAUAAAUUCAUACAAAGUGAUGUUAAAGUUUAGUAAUAAUGAUAGUGCAGAAAAACUUAUACAAUGUCAAUAUUUCAUUGACAAAGAAUAUAGAUGUCAAAAAGCUUAUGAAGUAGGUGUUUCUUAUGGAGUAAUAAGAAACAUCGAUUUAGAUAUGAACGAAUCGGAUAUCCUUCAAUGUCUAGAAAGUGCUAUUCCGAUCUUAGGUGUUAAGCGUUUAAAAAGACGUAAUUUUGAAAAUGGGGGUUUUGAAGAUAGUGAAUGUGUAAGAUUAUGUUUUAAGGGAUCGUCCUUACCACCAUACAUUUAUACUUAUGGGACACGUAUAAAAGUAGACGCUUUCGUGUUCCCCGUCACACAGUGCUCAAAAUGCUGGCGUUUUGGACAUAAUUAUAAAGAAUGCUCACAAAAUAAAAUUGUAUGCCCUAAAUGUGGCCAAAAUCAUAAUAAUUGUGAAAGCACAAAUUUUAAAUGUGUAAAUUGUAAAGGUCGUCAUAUGGCAUUAUCUAAGAUCUGUCCUAUUUACAAAAAAGAAAGGAAGAUAAGAGAAUUGAUGGCCGAAUUUAAUUGUACAUAUAAAAGGGCCCUUACAAUGUAUGUACAACCUUCUCCUCAACAUGAGGGUAACCAAGAUGAUUCUUUUCUCGACUACACACUUCACAGAACUACUCAACCAGAAAAUAACCUUACUUAUGCAGAAGUGUUAAAAACUACAACCGAAAUAAAUGUGGAAAAAACAUACAGAUAUGCACGUUGA